Molecule: messenger RNA, 2301 nt
Organism: Iphiclides podalirius (scarce swallowtail)
Lineage: Eukaryota; Metazoa; Arthropoda; Insecta; Lepidoptera; Papilionidae
Source: the annotation of a GenBank genome assembly
AUGCUAAUAACAGAGACCUCACCUCCGUCGCCAGCCGGCGACGAGAAGGAAUCCAAAAUGAGCCAGAUUCAGUUCUCAGCGCCACUGGACAAACAGGACAGCACGGUGUGGCAGAAACGACAGCAAGCGGUGUGCGUCAGGCACGCGUUCAAACACUACGGCUCCAACAAACGGCCCAACCACGUCCUCAGCAACCUGAAUAUGACCGUCGCAAAAGGGACUAUAUACGGUCUACUCGGGGCGUCCGGUUGCGGGAAGACCACGCUCCUCUCCUGCAUCGUGGGUCGGCGGAAACUGAACAGCGGCGAAAUAUGGGUGCUCGGAGGCAAGCCUGGGACCAAAGGCUCCGGUGUUCCGGGCAAGCGCGUCGGCUACAUGCCUCAGGAGAUUGCGCUGUACGGCGAGUUCACCAUAAAGGAGACCAUGAUGUACUUCGGCUGGAUCUUCGGCAUGGAGACGCGGGAGAUCAACGAGCGGCUCCGCUUCCUGCUGGACUUCCUCGACCUGCCCAGCGAGAGCCGCAUGGUCAAGAACCUCAGCGGUGGUCAACAGCGAAGAGUGUCGUUCGCAGUGGCGCUUAUGCACGACCCCGAGCUCCUGAUCCUCGACGAGCCGACCGUCGGCGUGGACCCACUCCUGCGGCAGUCCAUCUGGACCCACCUGGUCCAAAUAACCAGCUCCGGCGACAAGACCGUCAUAAUCACCACCCACUACAUAGAGGAGGCCCGGCAGGCGCACUGCAUCGGUUUGAUGAGGAGCGGUAGGCUGCUGGCCGAGGAGUCACCCCAGGCCCUCCUGACCAUGUACAGCUGUAUCUCCCUUGAAGACGUCUUCCUCAAGCUCUCUAGAAAGCAGGGUCAAGCGAACCAAGUGGUCGAGCUCAACGUGUCCGGUGGGGCUCUGGGGCUGAACAAGAUGUCGAAAAGGGAGGAGGCGCCUUACGCGGCUGAAGACACGCACGUUGUCGGGCUGAACUUCCACCAGAGCAAGGAGGUCCUUAUUGUGGACAACGGCGCGGGGUCCAAUGGCGAUCUUCCAGGAAAAAUGACAGAAGUCGUGACUACAGAAUGCGAAGAGUGUGGAGACUGUUUAAACUUCACGUCGAGGGGGAAAAUCAAGGCCCUGAUCCAGAAGAAUUUCCUGAGGAUGUGGCGGAACAUCGGCGUCAUGCUGUUCAUAUUCGCGCUGCCCGUGAUGCAAGUGAUACUCUUCUGUCUGGCCAUCGGACGUGACCCCAGCGGUCUAAGACUGGCGAUAGUUAACGACGACGUGAACGUGAUGGACGGCUACUGUCCGUACAACUCGUCGUGCUCCAUGAAGAACCUGUCGUGCCGCUACCUCGACCACCUGAAGAACCAGUCCAUCAUCAAGCAGUACUACUUCGACGUGGAGUCGGCCAUACAGGCGGUGCGCGACGGCGACGCCUGGGGCGCCAUCUACUUCAACGAGAACUACACGGACGCUCUAGUCGCUAGACUGGCUCUAGCUGACACGGCAGAUAACGACACCAUCAUGUCAUCCGAGGUCCAGGUUUGGCUGGACAUGUCCAACCAGCAGAUAGGGCUUAUGCUCAACAGGGACAUACAGUUCUCUUACCGGGACUUUGCCAAGGAUCUGCUCCAAACGUGCAACUACAAUCCGAAAGUGGGUGACAUUCCGAUCGACUUCAAGGACCCGAUUUACGGCGACAACAACCCCUCGUUCACGGAUUUCGUCGCUCCCGGAGUUAUUUUAACUAUCGUGUUCUUCUUGGCCGUGGCGUUGACCUCGUCGGCCCUGAUCGUGGAGCGGAUGGAGGGCCUCCUGGACAGGUCCUGGGUGGCGGGGGUGUCCCCCGGGGAGAUCCUGUUCUCGCACGUGGUCACGCAGUUCGUGGUGAUGUGCGGCCAGACGGCGCUGGUGCUCAUCUUCAUGAUCCUCGUCUUCGGCGUCAAGAGCAACGGGAACAUCGCCUACGUCAUCAUGCUGACGUUGCUUCAAGGCCUGUGCGGCAUGUGCUUCGGCUUCGUGAUAUCGGCCGCCUGCGAGCUGGAGCGGAACGCGAUCCAGCUGGCGCUGGGCUCGUUCUACCCCACGCUGCUGCUGAGCGGCGUGAUCUGGCCCAUCGAGGGCAUGCCGUGGGCGCUGCGCUACAUAGCGCUGUGCCUGCCCCUCACCCUGGCCACCACCUCGCUGCGGUCGGUGCUGACGCGCGGCUGGCCGCUGCAGGACCCCGACGUCUACAUGGGCUUCGUGGCCACCCUGGCCUGGAUCGCCCUCUUCCUCGUCGUCACGCUCACGAUACUGCGCUUCAAGCGCGGC